Molecule: messenger RNA, 1024 nt
Organism: Poecilia reticulata (guppy)
Lineage: Eukaryota; Metazoa; Chordata; Actinopteri; Cyprinodontiformes; Poeciliidae
Biological process (GO): response to bacterium
Source: RefSeq, a predicted model, not a curated record
AUGAUUCUGUUAUGGGUCACGCUUCUCCUUCAUCAAGGAUAUGGUUUGGUUCCAGUGAUCACAGCUCAUCUUGGUGAAGCAACAACACUUACAUGCCCUUUGCCUGAUAGUAAAGACAGACGUAACAAACUUUUUUGGUACAGACAAACUGCAGGAGAUACUCUGGAAGUAAUUGUGAAGCUUGUGACUCUUGCAAACCCAGAAUAUGGAAAAGGUUAUUCUGACUCGAGAGUAAAAGCUGUACUUACUGACAAAGUGAGCAACCUGACCAUUUUAAAAGCAGCUCAAGAAGAUGAAGGAAUGUAUCACUGUGGCUUUACUGACUGGAACCAAAAUGUUUGGCAGGGGACCUACUUGUUAAUAAAAGGAAACACUGUGGGAACGUCAAACUACAGAGUAGUUCAGAAGAAGAUGGUGUCAGAUUCCAACGGUCCAGGCGGUUAUGUGACUCUCCAGUGCUCCAUCCUCUCAGAUUUUGAGAACAAGACUUGUUCAGAAGAUCCCAAUGUGUUCUGGUUCCGAUCAGAUAAAUCUCACCCGGAUAUCAUCUACACAGAUGGAAACGGAACUAACAGAUGUCAGAGGAAAAUCGAUAAUCGGACUAAAUGGGUCUAUAAUUUCUCUAAGAAAAUCAGCUCCUCUGAUGAUGGGACUUAUUACUGUGCUGUGGCCACAUGUGGAGAGAUACUAUUUGGAAAUGGAUCAAAGCUGGAAGAGCGAGAGGCAGACCCUGAAUUUCCCGUACUAGUGAUAGCUGUGACAUGUUUGAUAAUUUCCAUGAUUAUAAAUGCUGUUUUUGUCUUUUACCGAGCUCCAAGAGCAGCAUGUAAACAAUUUAAAGAAGUAGAAAGCACCUCUUCAGAAGAAAGAUGGAGGAACUUGAGUCAGCAAGGCAAUCAAAUUAAUGAAGAUGGACAGGAUCUGAACUACGCAGCUUUACACUUCGGUGCUGGGAAAGCUACAAGUGGAAAGAAGAGAAAAGAGGACAGUGUGUACUCCCAAGUUAAACUCUGAAAUCUGUUUA